Messenger RNA from Callorhinchus milii (elephant shark), 1719 nucleotides. RefSeq names its product transcriptional adaptor 3 (NGG1 homolog, yeast)-like (gene tada3l). The coding region runs from base 95 to 1384 and encodes 429 amino acids. Gene Ontology annotation, cellular component: SAGA complex. The record is from RefSeq and is a predicted model, not a curated record. Gene Ontology annotation, molecular function: transcription coactivator activity. Lineage: Eukaryota; Metazoa; Chordata; Chondrichthyes; Chimaeriformes; Callorhinchidae. Gene Ontology annotation, biological process: regulation of transcription by RNA polymerase II. The transcript is spliced from 9 exons.
CCAGACACCCGCGCGCGCGCGCUCUCGCUGCGGCCUGGGGUUGUGUGUCCGGGUGGAGCCUCUGGUUUGGGAAGGAAGGAUCCAGACUGUAAGAAUGAGCGAGCUGAAAGACUGCCCGCUGCAGUUCCAUGACUUUAAACCUGUGGAUCAUGUGAAGAUGUGCCCCCGAUACGCUGCCGUGCUGUCUCGUUCGGAGGACGAUGGGAUUGGGAUUGAGGAGCUGGACACAUUGCAGCUGGAGCUGGAGACACUGCUGUCCUCAGCCAGUCGGAGACUCCGCAUCCUGGAGGCAGAGACUCAGAUCCUCACAGACUGGCAGGAUAAAAAGGGAGACAAGCGGUUAAUAAAAUUUGGGAAGGAGCAGGAGCACGGACCACCACAGAAACACGGCAAACCCAAGAAACAGAAAAUGGAUGGGAAAGGCAGCCAUGGUAGCGGCCCUGGCCCCGGCCGGCCCAAAUCCAAAAAUCUGCAGCCCAAAAUCCAGGAGUAUGAAUUCACAGAUGAUCCUUUGGACGUUCCUAGGAUCCCAAAGAAUGAUGCCCCGAACAGGUUCUGGGCUUCGGUGGAGCCGUAUUGUGCUGACAUCACGAAUGAGGAGAUCCGUGUCCUGGAGGAGCUGCUGAAACCCCCUGAGGAUGAAGCGGAUUAUUACAAGAUCCCACCACUGGGGAAGCACUACUCUCAGCGCUGGGCACAAGAGGACCUGCAGGAUGAGCAGAAGGAGGGAGCGCGUGCAGCGGCUGCUGACAAGAAGAAAGCCAUGCUGGGAACUUUAGCUGAACUGGACUCUAAAGAUGUGGACGCAUUGCUGAAGAAGGAGCAGCACGAGCAGCCCGAGGAUGGAUGCCCCUUCGGACCCCUCACCCAGCGAUUGCUUCAGGCUCUAGUGGAGGAGAAUAUUAUAUCUCCAAUGGAGGACUCGCCCAUCCCGGAGCUUACUGGGAAAGACACUGGGCCUGAGGGUGCUGGUACUUCCCCACGGAGUCAGAACAAGUCCUUCAGUGCUCCUCACACAAAGUCUCUGGAAGCACGGAUUAAGGAAGAGCUGAUUGCUCAGGGGUUGCUGGACUCCGAGGACCGUCCAGCUGAGGACUCUGAAGAUGAGGUUCUGGCCGAACUCCGCAAGCGACAGGCAGAGCUGAAAGCACUCAGUGCGCACAAUCGGGGAAAGAAACAGGAGCUGCUCAGAGUUGGCAAAGAGGAGCUGAAGAGACAGGAGCUGCGACAGCGAGUGAGGAUUGCGGACAAUGAGGUCAUGGAUGCCUUCCGAAAGAUCAUGGCCGCCCGGCAAAAGAAACGCACGCCCACCAAGAAAGAGAAGGACCACGCAUGGAAAGCGCUGAAGGAGAGGGAAAGCAUCCUGAAGCUGCUGGACAGUUAAAGCCCAAUUCCCUGGACUCUUGACAGCUGCUACUUUACAAAAAUUAGUUCAAAGUUUUUUCGUGAAGUUGCCGGCAACACAGAUGAUGAACAGUGGCCGCCUGAGCUUAGGGCUCGGGCAGGCCACAGCCAGGCCUGGCCCCUGCGUGGCUAUCUUCAGAGUACUGAACCGUGUCUGUCACCAGGUCUGGGUGUGGCAGUGUUUACCCAGUGCCGUGCCAGGGAGCCUGGUGUGUGGGUAGCUUGUAGCAAUGCCACCAGAUUUGCAUGUGCGACCUGUAACGUGAUGUUAACACUUCAUAGUUUUUGAGAAAUACAUGUUUUCUGUCAUUUAAA